CCGAAACUCAAUGCCAUCGACCGCCCCACCACGUGGUCGAGCACUCUCGACAACCCGAUCCAGUGCCUCCAGCAUGACAAAUCUCUCGUGCGAAGAACACUUUGACACGGCCACCAUGCAGACCGCCUCCCCCGACGACGUCGACAUGGAACUCGUGGACGAAUGGUACAGCUCGAUGCUGGCCCAAGAGCGGGCCCAGUUUCAAUAUGCCCCGCAGCCACAUUACCUCAAGGUGCGCCUCAUCCUGGUCGACUGGACAUGCGACGUCGGCGAGGAACUCGAGCUCCCCAAGCUUGUCGUCCACACCGCCAUCCACUAUCUCGAUCGCCUUCUCAACGCCCCGUGUGCGCUGCCGCCUCAGUCCAAGCUCCAGCUCGUGUGCCUCGUGUGUCUUUGGAUUGCGACCAAGUUUGCGUCCGUGGACUGCGAAGUCCCCACGAUCGAAGAAAUUUAUGCAUACGGCCACCAGCAAUACUCUGUCGACGAAAUCAAGGCAUACGAAAUGGCCAUGCUCAAAGCCCUCCAAUGGCAGCUCCACGUGCUCACUCCCAUCCACUUCACCGAGUUUUACCUGACCAGCCCGCCCCUCUUCCCGGACGACGACAUCAACGGGUACCAGCUCACCGACCCUGCCGCGUACGCCACCGUGUACGCCAAGCACGUCGAGUUCCUGACCGAGAUGUGCCUACAAGAGUACGCGUUCAACCAGUGGCUGCCGUCGGUUUUGGCGACCGCAAUGCUUUGCGUGGCCCGCCGCAUCGUGCACAUAACGCCCGUGUGGCGAGAAGAAAUCGAGAUGGGCAGCGGCUACGUCGUCGAAGAGAUCCAAGACUGCUUUCACGCAAUGUGGUCGCACUACCUUCACCAUUUUAGCAAGGGCACGCAAGACGAGCCGUCCCCGAGCUCGGUCGCCGCCGUUGCGCAUCACCACCACUAGUGGAUUUCGUUCGUUAGAGAAUUGUUAGAGCCGCUGGCCGGGCCCGCCGCCCGCUGUAACCUGAAAAUCAUAUUUAUUCGUCCCUCCAAGGGACAACCAGCCCAA
Molecule: messenger RNA, 1042 nt
Organism: Aphanomyces invadans
Lineage: Eukaryota; Oomycota; Saprolegniomycetes; Saprolegniales; Verrucalvaceae
Exons: 5
Coding region: 11-937 (308 amino acids)
Biological process (GO): mitotic cell cycle phase transition; regulation of cyclin-dependent protein serine/threonine kinase activity
Cellular component (GO): cytoplasm; nucleus; cyclin-dependent protein kinase holoenzyme complex
Molecular function (GO): cyclin-dependent protein serine/threonine kinase regulator activity
Source: RefSeq, a predicted model, not a curated record